Molecule: messenger RNA, 2747 nt
Organism: Rhineura floridana
Lineage: Eukaryota; Metazoa; Chordata; Lepidosauria; Squamata; Rhineuridae
Gene: C4H6orf118
Product: chromosome 4 C6orf118 homolog
Exons: 11
Coding region: 191-1639 (482 amino acids)
Source: RefSeq, a predicted model, not a curated record
UGGAAUGUUUCACUGGUUUCCUUGGGAACAAGCAAACCUCAUAGAAGUAGCUAUACCAUGUACUUUGUGGAGCUUAUAAAAUGGUUUUAAAAAGAACAUCUUAGAAGUCUACUCAUCUGAACUGCUGAUGUCAUGCCUUCUACUGAUCUUGAGCCUCAACACGGGAGGUAGAAGGUGAUGAACAUUCUGCAUGGCAGGGAAGAACAAAAGAAGCAACCUUACGGACCUUUUAGAUGGAGUGGAAAAGGCCCACAAAGCUGAGAUUCAGCUUUACACCUCAGGCCAUUUAAAUCAUAACAAGCUUUACAAGCCUGAGCAAUCGAUAAAGCGCAACUACUGGGAAAGGGCCAAAAAAUCUGCAAUAAUCCUCACGAAAAGAACCCAGUUCACAUCACCCAGUGAAGUAUCCCGAAAGACAAAGAAUACUUUGACCAGCUGUGAUGACGCAACACCCACUCCCACCCGAGCCAAAUCUGCUUCUCAUUCAUGCCAGCAACCUCGGGCUUCCAAGGCCAGCUGUAGAUCUCCAGUAGGUACUUCCUUCGGCACCACCUCUCUCAAACUGCAAAGAAAGGAGGCAGAGGAAGGAUUUGGCACAUUUCGAAAGCAACUUAUAAGGGAAGAGCUGGACGUUCCAGAGAUGAAAAUGCUGAAAUACAAACCAACAAAGAACAGUCGGCUUUGCCUUAUGAGGGAGGCAAAAGAUGAAUACCAGUUCCUUCCUUCUUACUUGGCUGGUGUGACCAAAACAGACCAGUUUCAGAAGUUCAUGCAGUUUCAGAAGGAUGUUAUUGCAAAGCAAGAUUUGCUGGAAAAUGAUUAUAUUGGGAGCAGGUCAGCGGAGCACCAUGAACGGAAGUUGGCUCAGGCACUUCAGAAUAUCUGCGACUGCAAUCAUCCGCAUUUCUACCGAUUGCAGGCUGUUAGUGACGUGUUUGAAGAUAUCUGCAACAGCUCUUUAAUAUUUGGCGACAUACUGAAGGAAGUGAAAAAUGAAUAUGAACUCUACAUGGUGAUCCUGCUGGAUUCUCUCCCUACAAUGCAAUACAAAACUUUGCAGAAAGAAGUAAAAGGCAUGGAGAAGAGGAUAGUGAUGACUCAUGAUAUAGAAGAGAACAGGCAUGAUGUGCAGAUUCUUGUGCAUAAAUCUAAAUUGGCUUUAGCAAGAAAUGAAGAACUCAGAAAUGAAUUAGAAAUGGAACUGUGGGUGAGCCAGUCUCACUCAAGAAUGGCAGAAAAGCUGUGUGACCAGGCAGGGAAAGCAGAGUCUCCUGUUCUUUCCAGUGGUGAGCAGCUUGCAUCCUUGAGGUGUCAAAUUCUCAUGAAGUGGGAGGAGAUUCAAGCAAUGGAAAAAGAAAUUAAAGAUACUAUGACUUUUGCUGGCAUUGCAAACAUCAGAGAGAAGACUGUUAAAGAAUUAGAGGGUGAAGCAUCAAAGCUCCAGGCAUCUAACAAGUUUCUUAAAAAACAAAUAAGGGAUGCUGAGCUUAAUAUCACAAAUUCAUUACAGAGGCAGAAGUUUAGCAAUGAGAACCAGCGAUUUUUGUGGGAACUGGUGAAGGACUUCUUGACACCUGAAGGAAAAGCAGACUCCUUUUACUACCUAGAACGAUCAUAUUCUGAUGUUUCUUUGAUAUAAGAAAGGAACACCACUGUGAAAAAUGAAUGAUGAGAGAUCUUUGAACUUGUGUAUUGUAUGCUACUUGAAAAAACAAACAAACCAGAAAGAUGUCUCAAUUUUUUGCAUAUGUGGCCAUGUAUCAUGAUUCUAUAGAAUGAAAUUGUUGCUUGCCAUAGAGGUAGUCAUUGUGAUUGCUGCUUGUUCUGACAGAGAAUCUGCCACCAUACUUGAAGUUUGUUGUGGCAAAUCUGGGUUCUGUUGCCAUAAAUAACUGAAUUUUUUAAUUACUUCGCAUUGUCUGGGAAGUUAACUGAUUGGCAGAUUGAAGAUACUGCAGUAGCAAAAUAUUAACUAUUUUCUGCUUCAAAGAUAAUUAAGUCCAGAAUAAUCUUCCAAACAAUUCAAUGGAGUGAGAGAAACAAUUGUUUGAUUGUUUUCUCUUUAUUAGAAUGAGACUUGGAUUUAUUUCUUUAAAUGUUAUUAAAUGGCACGUAUUAACCAACCCUUUAACUGUGACAUUAAAAUCACACACUGGCCUAUCUUCUUCCAAUAUCUGUUCCCAGUUUUCCAUAGAAUUAGGUUUUAGGGUGCUUCAUUAGAUUCCAGAAUCUCUUUAUUUGAUGUUGGAAAGGUUUAAGUCCCCCCCCCCAAAUGUAGUAUACAAUUAUGUUUAUGCAGUUGCUAUUGUUGUUUUAAAAAGAAAAACCAACAGUUGAAAGGACCAAUUUAUUAAUUCAUAUGGUAAAAAUCAAAACAAAGAGCAAUUAGCUGUUCAUCGGGGGUCUGUCAGAAAAAAGAAUAGCUCACAUCUAUUACACUUCCUUAGAUAACAUAUUUUGCACCAUCAUAGGACACCAUGUUCAGUAGCUCCUUGGAGCAAAUCAUCUAAGAGACUUCAAUAGAUAAUACUUUUCUCUCUUUUUGUUUGUUAGUUUGUUUUACAAACUUUCACAAAAUGCUCAUUACUUGAAAUAUAUUGGCAUUUAUUCCAACUGGAUUAAUAGAUUGGUCACCUAUAUUUCUUGGUGUUCCCUUUGUUUCUGCUGUGGAGUGAUGUCCUUUUGAUGCAUUUGUCUAUUUUGUUUACUUAGCAAUACCCUGUACACCAACAAUGAAAAUAUAAAGA